Schizophyllum commune H4-8 is the source of this 1309-nucleotide messenger RNA. Its product is annotated as PLC-like phosphodiesterase. NCBI's taxonomy places the organism in Eukaryota, Fungi, Basidiomycota, Agaricomycetes, Agaricales, Schizophyllaceae. The transcript has 7 exons. The record is from RefSeq and is a predicted model, not a curated record. Bases 203 to 1108 code for a protein of 301 amino acids. Gene Ontology annotation, biological process: lipid metabolic process. Gene Ontology annotation, molecular function: phosphoric diester hydrolase activity.
CGGCACGUACGCCCACCGCACUCAGGUCAGAUGGUCAUGGGCAUGAAGCGCAUGCGGCGAUGAGGGCUUCGCGUGUGUCGAAGGGGGCUUCGCAGACAGGUAUAUAAGGACGCACGGGCAAUGUGCCUAGGUUGCUUCCUUCUCGCCGUCGUCUAGCCGCGGCCCUCCCCUCGUUCGCCCUUCACUUGUUCACGUCGUUGCUAUGCUGGGUCUGACCGCGCUCGCGUCGCUGCUCGCCGUCCCCUCCGUGUUGGCGGCUCCCAAGAGUCGGGACAGGGCUUGCAAUGGCCAUGCAGAGCUUUGCGACCGUUCUUACGGGAAUGUCACUUUCAUGGGCUCGCACGACUCCUUUGCGUACAGCGAUGAUCCUCUGGCAUUGGCCCGCGAUCAGGAAGUCGAUAUUCCGACCCAGCUUGACACUGGCGUGCGCCUCCUCCAGGCGCAAUCGCACAUGAACGGCGACGACUUGCACUUCUGCCAUACUAGCUGUAUUCUCUUUGACGGCGGCAAAGUCGUCGACUACCUCAAGACCGUCAAGACCUGGCUCGACGCGAACCCCGACGAGGUCCUCACGCUCCUCUUCACGAACCCCGAGGACGUCUCCCUCACCGACGUCUGGAAGCCCGCUUUCGACGACGCGGGCAUCACCGAUCUCGCAUAUGUGCCGCCGAGCCUGCCCGUUAAGCAGGACGACUGGCCGACUCUGGGCGAGCUGCUCGACAGCGGGAAACGCGUGGUGGUGUUCUUGGAUGCAAACGCGGAUCCCAGCCAGGUCGACUUUAUCCUUCCUGAAUUCGACAUGAUCUGGGAGACCCCUUACGGCUACACGGACGACUCUUUCCCUUGCAGCAUCGACCGAACUAGCGACAAGCAGUCGACGGCGGACCACAUGUAUAUGAUCAACCACUCGCUGAACAAGCACAUUGGCGACAUCAAGUACAGCGACCCCGAAGACGCGCCCACGACGAACGGUGUCGACUCCAUCGUUUCGGCCGCCGACAAGUGCGUGUCAUAUAGCGAGGACAACACAUACCCAAGCUUCGUCCUACUUGACUUCGUCGACCUCGGCGAAGGCAAGAAGGCGGUGGACAAGUUGAAUGGGUUCUAAGCGAUCAGUUUCGCGAGACCACGCAGAGCUUGGGGAUUGGGGACAACGUGAGCCUGCGGAAUGCACUGUAACUUAACGACGCGUAUUUAUUUCCAUGGCGCCCUUGCAUGCCUUGACUGAAGGUUCGUGUGGCUCAAGUGUGCCACUUGGCCAACGAUGCGACGAUCGAGACCGUCAACCCGCUCUACGCUGCGCACGGCG